This is a messenger RNA of Penicillium samsonianum, 519 nucleotides long. RefSeq names its product nuclear transport factor 2 family protein. The record is from RefSeq and is a predicted model, not a curated record. Bases 1 to 519 code for a protein of 172 amino acids. The transcript has a single exon. NCBI's taxonomy places the organism in Eukaryota, Fungi, Ascomycota, Eurotiomycetes, Eurotiales, Aspergillaceae.
AUGCAUAUUCUUUGUUUCAUGCUCAUUGCGCUUCCUUUGGCCUUGGGUUCAGGGGCGCAAAGUCCAUUUGACCAACCUUGUUCUGGAACAGACCUCAAAUACGGCCAUGGUACUUCAUCCUGUUUGCAAAAGCCAUAUUGCCCAGGUCGCGAAGCUUCCGAGAGCCUCCAAAGCCUCUUAUUCACGCAAUUUACGCAAACGUUGUAUGUCGAGAAGAAUAUCACCAAAGCCUUCGAAGUUUACGUCUCUUCCAACAUCAUCGAACAUGAUCCCGAGGAUACACAGGACCGUGACGCUAUUGUUGCGAGAUUAUCUCAGAUUAUUCCGUUUGCAAGUGUCACCAUCUUGCGAUCAAAUUUUGGCAAUAACACCGGUCUGAUUCACUUGAAAGUGGACGAGAAUCCAGAGCCUCUCGCUCUGGCGGAUAUUUAUCGUAUGGACGGGACCUGUAUUGUUGAACAUUGGGAUAUCUCCCAGGCCAGGCCAUCGAAUUCGACAAACCCGAUUGCCAUGUUUUGA